Bufo bufo (common toad) is the source of this 787-nucleotide messenger RNA. RefSeq lists its product as uncharacterized. The record is from RefSeq and is a predicted model, not a curated record. The transcript is spliced from 3 exons. Bases 23 to 787 code for a protein of 254 amino acids. NCBI's taxonomy places the organism in Eukaryota, Metazoa, Chordata, Amphibia, Anura, Bufonidae.
AUACCAGCACCUUCAAACAAGCAUGACGAAUACCUUUUCAUAUGAUACUAUCACAGCAGAGAAUAUAGUAUCCAGGGUAAACUUACCCAACGAGUUCUUGCACAUACCGAACCAUGAAAUGAAAAUCCGUUACUACGAGCGGGACCGCAAGAGACUCAUCGGAUGGGAACUGCAUUGCAGCACACUUACUGAAUACUACAAAAACAAACGUAUUCCAAGGGGCCUGAGAUCUCAUCUCCGACCCACGCUUUUCGCAGACAAAAAAGAAUUCUGCGAACGAUUCGAGAGCAUCUUGAACAAGUGCUCCCUUGACCUGAUCUUUUUAACCAUAGAGGAGUUACAGACCUCAAUCGGCGAACUAGCCUCACAGAUCAAGACAACCGAAAUCCAGUUGACCUCAACCACACCGGAAGAAGAACUGACCAAAACCAAAGAAAGGAUCGAUAAGCAACUACAGGAAUACAAGAAGUACGCCGAACAAGGAAAACGACAGAAAUUCAUACGAGACGCUGAAGACUACACACUAGAGAGAGUCUACGGCUGGAAAGGAAACCAACAGCAACAGUACUUCCAAGGAUACAGACACCCACAUUACUCUGGCUCUUCGGCAUCUGACAGCGAUAGAUCCGGACAUUACGAACCACGUUUUUUAGGCAACGCCCCAAGGAGGGUCAGAUCAAGACGCGGAGGACCAGGAGGGGGCGGGAGGAAAUCAAGAAGGACGUAUACAGACACGCUCCCAGACUCAUUGAAUUGUCCACAAGAGGGCGAGGGUGAGAUAACAUGA